Molecule: messenger RNA, 513 nt
Organism: Psylliodes chrysocephalus
Lineage: Eukaryota; Metazoa; Arthropoda; Insecta; Coleoptera; Chrysomelidae
Source: the annotation of a GenBank genome assembly
CUUGUUUAGCGAAAUUUUGUUUUCCAGUACCGAAGAAAACGCUAAUGAUUGUUUUACAAAGAUGAAAGACCAUGAUGCUGUAAAUACCAACCCAAAACGUAUGAGGGAGAGACGCAAAGAAUGGGAGUUAGGUUUUCGACGAUUUACGGUAAAUAGAGGACACAAUACAAAUAAUUAUCGCGAGGCUUCUAUACGAAUUUUUAAAGAUAUCGUCCUUCAGAGGUGUAAAGCCUUUAAUAUGUGUGCUUUGGCAGAUUUUGUGCUUAAGACAUUUGAAAUAUAUCACAGAAAAAGACUGCUACAUUUUGCUAAUUCGAGAUCCCGAAAAAUGACACUGGACUAUCAGAAAUUUUUUGAAAAAUCCAAAAAUAUAACCGAAGUUACACAGGUUGAUGAAAAAACAUUUAAAGUUCAGAGCGAACAAACAUUAGAGUACUACGUAGUUGAUAGUCUACAAAAUAAAUGAUGAGUUUACACGCAUUGGCCAAUUUUACAAAGUGACGCAAAUACGAG